GUCUCUCGUUCCUUCUCUCUACCCUCUUCCCUCUCAACCCCCCUCUCUCUGGGUUGAGUGGGCUGGGUCACAGAGGAAGUAUGUCAGACCAGUGAGACAGCACAUACACACAGCAGUCGGAAGAACCAGAGAGACAUACACUCUGUGUGCAGUGUGAUUUAGUGUGUGUGUGUUACUGAGUAGUGAUGGUAGCAGAGGAGGUGGUGGUCAUUCUCUCAGGAGGGGCUCCAUGGGGCUUCAGACUGCAAGGAGGAGUAGAGCAUCAAACACCACUACAGGUGUCCAAGGUGCGACGGCGUAGUAAGGCAUGCAGGGCUGGCCUGAGGGAGGAGGAUGAGUUGGUUGCCAUCGGCGACCAUGUGUGUGCCGAGCUCAGCCACGCUCAGGCCAUGACCCUCAUCGACUCCCACUGGCACACACUCAACCUCAGGAUCAAGAGGUCUAGGUCUGGGGUCCACUCUGUGGUUCUGUCAGGUCGUUCACCUACACACACAGCCACACACACAUACACACCCACACACCCCGUUCUCUCCCCCACUGACGGGCCGGCCUGCCUCACCAUCACCUCCCCCCCUGACAGUGAGGCCUACUAUGGAGAGACGGACAGUGACGCGGACACACACACACACACACACCGCCGUCAGCGACGCACACCUCCGCAUGCACGCUCUCCAGGUCGCCAGCAGGAGGAGGAGGAGACCUCGGAGAUGAGCGGGUAUGAGAGCGCUCCAGAUGGAGGGGUUUCCCUGCAGGGGCCCUGGGAGCAACUACCCACAUUGGGCAGCGGGGUGAUCCAACAGUGGGAGCAACCAACAGGAUUGGGAACAGGGGGGUUUCAACCUGGAGUACCACGCAGGGAGGUGGUCUUCCAACCCCAACCCCCCCAGGCCCAGCCAGAGUGGACCCACCCAGCCCAGGCCGUCCCACACCCUGAGCAGGGCGAGCCGGUAGGGGGAAGAGAGGCGGAGGGAGAGGGAGACAGUGGGUUCCAGGAGGCAGGGGUGUGUGUGGGCCUGGCCUGCUCACCCCUGGUGUCUCCAGAGCGGGCUAAAGGAGCCAUGAUGCUGGGCUCCAGCCGACAGAUGGUUCCCAUGGUGGGCGCCCAGCUGACCCCACUCAGUGAUGAUCUAGCUACUACGUACAAGGACAAGGCCAGGCAAGCCAAGCUGCAGAGAGGAGAGAGUGUGGUAGAGAAGCAGGUGAAAGAGGCUCGUACUAAAUGUCGUUCCAUCGCGUCCCUGCUCACCGACGCUCCGAACUCCAACUCUAAAGGAAUUCUCAUGUUCAAGAAGAGACGCCAGCGUGCCAAGAAGUACACCCUCACCUGUUUCGGCCGCGUGGAGGGGGAGAUGGGUCCUGAGACUGGGGGAGAGACAGAGGGAGAGGAGGAGGGGAAUUCCUUCCUCUCGGGUUCAGAGGUGGAUGAAGAGGGCUUCGCUGGAACCUUUGACCCCACCUGGGACAGCGGAUACCUGGACCUGCUGGAUAGGAGGAGCUCCGCCUGCCCAUCCACCUAUAACUCAAGGCCCCAAACACCAACCAAUCAAAGCUCAGGGUUGGAUUCCUCAGUUUAUCAGAGCCCAGAGAUUAAUGUGUCAAUCAAUCAGGGCUCUGGGGUGAAUGCCCUGGCCUAUCAGAGCCCAGGGCUGGACUCCAUAGCCUAUCAGGGGAAAGAGACGGAGCAGUAUGAGCAGCAAAGGAAAAUGGCCACCCAUGUCGCCUAUAACCCUGCCGCUAACCCCUCUCCGGCUGCAGGUUUGUCCAACCGGGGCUCUGUAGGGGUGAGUCGGGCCAGUGUGGUUCUGACCCCUCACUCUCACACCCCUAUCCUCCAGCCUGACCUAAACCCUAACCCUAACCCGCCUGGAGGGAUCCAUAACCGCACGGCACGCCCUUUCACCUCAGGCCUUGCCCCAUCUCGCCCUCCAGCCACCCCUAUCAUCUUCCGACCUGUCCAGCCCAUUCCUGCCGUGACAAUGGUUUCCAAACCCAUUGCUGCGGUAUCCAUGGUGACCAUUACCCCUCCUCGCCCUUCAGUGGGGCCGCAGGCAAGGAGAGCGGUCUCCAGUACCUCUCUCUACAUCCCCCCUAGACCUGCUGCAGCCAUCCUCUCUCCUCCUCCCUCUGUCCUCUCUCCUCCUCCUGUUCUACCUCCUCCCACCUCUCUGGCCUCAGCUCCCUUCUCUCCUACCUUCCUCAACCUUUCUCCCCUCCUCCUCACUCCCCAGUCUAUCCAUCCUCUGCUGUGGCUGCCCAGCCCUUCUCUGCUCCUCCUUCUCAUAAUCAACCCUUCUCUCCUUCUUAUGCCACACCUUACUCUCACCCACCCCCCUGCUCAGACUCAACCCCCUCCUCCCCUGACCUUCAACCCCUAUGUUGCUAUGACAACCCCUGCCAUAGCAACUCCCUCCACUGCCCAGCCCCCAUCUUCUGAUUCGCUGUCCUCCCGUGAGCAGCGUAUCGCCGUCCCCGCCUCCAGAACAGGCAUCCUUGCGGAGGCGCGUCAUCGCAGCAACAAGAAGCCCAUGUUCCGUCCGUCCGUGGAGAAAAAGGACGUGUCUCCCAACCCGGCCCUGCUCGAAUUGCUCCAAAACCCGGACGCACCAACCAGGAUGGGUCCAGGCCGCGGUCCCGGCCCCAGCCCCAUGGGGCCUAGUGGAGGAGUUGGAGGUGGGGAGACUGGAGGUGAGUCUGGCCCUGAAGAGGACUGGUUGAGGCUGGGGGCCGAGGCCUGUAACUUCAUGCAGGCCCAGAGAGGCCCCAAACCCCCUCCUGUGGCCCCUAAAACGCAGGGCCCUCCACAGAUACCCCAGCUAGCGGGGAAGGGGGGUCAGCUGUUCGCCCGUAGGCAGAGCAGGAUGGAUCGCUAUGUGGUGGAGAGCACCCCCUCCUCACCCCAACCCUCUCCCGGCCAACCCCGCCAGCCCUCUCCCACCCCCUCCCUCCCCUCUCAAUUCAAAUAUUCUUCCAGCUGCAGAGCCCCCCCCCCCAUCAGCUACAACCCCCUCCUUUCCCCCUCCUGCCCCUUGCAGGCCCAGCGUCAGAGGGCACGGAUAGCAGGGCAGGUUGGGGGACCAGCGGGUCAUAAAGCCGCCCCUGGGGGUCAGAAGGCUCUAGGUAUCAAGGCUCUGGACUUCAUGAGUCGCCAGCCCUACCAGUUAAACUCCUCCCUCUUCAGUUACGGGGGCGGGACUCCCCAGCAAGCACAGGCCUAUCAGCAGCAGCCGCGCAUGAUGGGCGGCUCCCGCGGUCCAAUCAAGAUGCCACGUGUGUAUGAGGUCAAGCGCUUCUCCACACCACCUCCCAUAGGCCCCUCCCCUACGAUCAUCGUCCCACGGUCAGCGACCACGCUGGGAGAACCGCUGUGGAGGUCUGAUGUCAUUUCCCCUCUGCCAACAGCCAAUUCCUGCUACCAAUCCCCCUCUAACCCCCCUACCAGCCUCAGCCCCAGUGGGGCUCUCCUCCUCCAGCCCCCACCGCCCCCCUCCCUCAGCUCCCUAGCUUCUCCUCUGCCCAUGUCCCUAACCCUCACCCCUACCCCUCCCAGCCCCACGCCCUCCAACAGGGUAACAGGCAGUUUAAGAGUGCCCCUGAUCUCAGCCCUCUUGCCCACACCCCACCUCGCCCUGCCUCCACCCAGCCCUCCAGAGUGCCUCGCCCGAGAUUCAGCACCUCUAACCUGGGUCUGCAACCCAGUGUCUGGCGCCCCGGAUCCACCAUGCACUGAGAUUACAGACCAUGGACUGGCACAAAAUGACAGGAAUAUAAAUACCCCCACAUUUAGUUGUGAAUUGCAAAGUUUUGGUCUUUGUCAUGUCAAAGAAGAUGUUAGUAUUGUCCAUUGCAGGGGUUUUCUUGAUCACAUUCAUUCACAUGCUUUUAUUGAGUUCUUGUUUGGACACAAUUGCAACUCUUGGAUCACACCACACAUUUAAUCAUUUUUCUUCUUAUGGUCAUUUGACCACCUCCGUUUCUCCUCAUAAAAAUAUUUUUUGAUGUAUAGUUGAUACACGUAGUUGAUAUAGUUGAUAUGUAUAAAUAUAUUCAUGUAAAAUAAGUAUUUAAUGACAAUCAAAACGAAAAGAGUGAUCUAAAAUGAGAGAGACAUGGAUAGGGAGAGAACAUGGGACAUGAUGUGAAGUUUAAUGGAGCUUCUUUAAAGCGAUGGGAACGACAGAAUAAAGGUGAAAAUAAAGAAUGAAGUUUAAUGAUUAACUGAUAAAUGGAGGAUGUGCUAAAGACAAGCCUGUGGAAGGAGAGAGUGAGGAAAGAUAGAGAGGAGAGAAAAUAAGAGUCCUCCCUAAGAGACAAACGGUUAGGUAAUAUGCUGAUCUGUAAAAGGCUAGGAUGGACUAUAUACCUGCUGUGUGCUGCCAUUGUGACUUUAGCUCAGCGGGCUAACACAGUCUCAUGGAGCGAAGACGACCCGGGUUCAAAACCCAGUUGGUCACAUAAAGGCCUGAAUCUAAAAUAGAGAUCUGACUGCAUUAUAACUAUAUUGUACUUAUCUUCUUAGUGCUCAUAUAAUAUUAUUAUUGUCAUGAUUAUUGUGAUUAUAUUCUUAUUAUGAAUAUUAUAAAAUAUACCUUUUUUUUGGCUUCAUAUGAUUGUGUCAGAGUAUUGCACAGUAGUACAUCAGGAUGUGUUUGUUAGAUUUUUCCCCCACUUCAUAAAGUGCACCCUUUAUUGUUAUAAGGAAGGGACGGGAGGGGUGGAAGGGACGGGAGGUAGGAGGUAGUGGUGAUGAUUUGUCUGAUUGUUGAUGUGAGAGCUGUUAAGAUGUUAUUCUGUAGUUCAGAGAAAUAAAACUAGAUGUGAAACUCUC
This is a messenger RNA of Coregonus clupeaformis (lake whitefish), 4825 nucleotides long. RefSeq names its product synaptopodin 2-like protein. The record is from RefSeq and is a predicted model, not a curated record. Gene Ontology annotation, biological process: positive regulation of actin filament bundle assembly. Gene Ontology annotation, cellular component: actin cytoskeleton; Z disc; nucleus. The transcript has 6 exons. NCBI's taxonomy places the organism in Eukaryota, Metazoa, Chordata, Actinopteri, Salmoniformes, Salmonidae. Bases 186 to 3935 code for a protein of 1249 amino acids. Gene Ontology annotation, molecular function: actin binding.